Mugil cephalus (flathead mullet) is the source of this 3042-nucleotide messenger RNA. It is a transcript of the gene cntfr, whose product is annotated as ciliary neurotrophic factor receptor. Lineage: Eukaryota; Metazoa; Chordata; Actinopteri; Mugiliformes; Mugilidae. Gene Ontology annotation, biological process: cytokine-mediated signaling pathway. The coding region runs from base 416 to 1498 and encodes 360 amino acids. Gene Ontology annotation, cellular component: membrane; external side of plasma membrane. Gene Ontology annotation, molecular function: protein binding; cytokine receptor activity. The record is from RefSeq and is a predicted model, not a curated record. The transcript has 12 exons.
GGGGAGAGCAGCCUGUUUAAAACAGCCUCAGCUCGUUCACUCAGAGCAGUGCGAGACACAGAGACAGACGCACACAUUCUCUCUCUCUCCCUCUCUCCGCGCACACACACAUGCUCACGCACGCUGACUGCAACUUUCCUCUAUCGGACUGACACAACACACUCGCCGGGAUAGACACGCUCCCCUCGCUACAGUGGAGAAGAGGAUAAGGAGUGACAGAUCAGGAAAAAAAAGAAACGCAGAGAAAGAAAGACAUUUCCAGGUGAAGAGGAGGAUCGUGCUGGCAUUUUGUCCCGUCCAAGGAAGCUCUGUUAAUGCCACUCUAUCGCUAACCGCUGAGCCAAUCUAGCUCCCCGAGCAAAGCGGCCGACUUCAUUACUGCUGCCAGUUCACAAAAAAACAACAUCCAAAAGAGAUGGCCAACCUUGUGACAUCGCUGUGCUGUGUCGUCCUGGCCGCCGUGGUGGUAGCCUACGCUCAGAGACGCAGUCAGCUCGGUGCCAGGAACCAGUACGAGCGGAUGGGCAGCGACGUGACCAUGCAGUGCGGCUCCCUGGACAACGACGCGUCGGUGUCGUGGAAGGUGAACGGGACAGAUGUGAGGGCGCAGCACCGCCUAGAAGGUCCCAGGCUGAUCCUGACCCAGGUGGACCUGGGCCAUAAUGGACUCUACAGCUGCUUCCAGAACCCGCACGGAGAGAGGCGUGACACCAUCCUCCUCCACGUUGGCAUUCCUCCCCGGGAACCUUCAGUCACCUGUCGGUCCAACACCUACCCUAAAGGCUUCUACUGCAGCUGGCACCAGCAGCACACGACGUACAUCCCCACCACCUUUGAAGUAGACGUGCAACACAACCAGCGUGCUCUGGAGGUGCAGAAAGAUGCUGUUCACAAGAACCGCUGCCAUGUACAGUUUCCAGAAGUCUUCUCCAGCCACCCCUACAAAGUGAACGUGACAGCAACGAAUCCCUUGGGGAAAGCGUACACCACUAUCUCCUUUGAAGAGUCCGCUAUAGUAAAACCAGACCCCCCGGAGCGUGUGACAGCGACCCCGAUCAACUCCAACCCUCGAAGGCUGGGAGUAUCCUGGCACAGCCCCGCCACAUGGCCUGACAUAGACAACUUCCCUCUGAAGUACUUCCUUCGAUACCGGCCACUCAUCCAAGAGCAGUGGCAGCAUGUGGAGUUGUCUGACAGCACUGCCCAUACCAUCACCGAUGCCUACGCUGGGAAGGAGUACAUUAUCCAGGUGGCUGCCAAGGACACUGAGAUCGGAACAUGGAGUGACUGGAGCGUCGCUGUCCAUGCUACGCCCUGGAUUGAAGAUCCCCUGCCAAUCACCUCCACAACCGAAGUGGACGUUCCUGCCGAGACUAAGACCUCCCCCAUCCCGUCCUCCAACGCGCCACAGAAGGCUGAACCUCCAGUGGGCAGAGCUGCCAGGGUCAUCGCAUUUUUCUCUCCUUUGCUGUUAGGAAUGCUGCUGCUGUUCAUGUGAUGUCUUAUUCCUGAGGAGUGACGAGAAGCAGGAGGUCGAAGAAGAAAAGGAGGGGGAGGCUGGUAUUUUUUCUAUUUUGCACAUGUUUCGAGGAUACAGUGCAUUGAUCAUUUCUGUCCAUCACGCAGUUACUCACCAAAAUUACGUAGACAUAAAAAUCGAGACGAUGAUGAUGCGGUUCAGCAUUUUUGAUUAAUGGUGACAAAGAAAAUUCUCCAGAGGAACUUUUGAAAAAACGGCAUCACCGGCAGCGGCGGCGGCGACGGGAGCGGCGACACCCACACCACGACAGCAGUGACGACAACAUAAACUGCCUUCUAUCACCCCCCGGUGGCGCAGACGCGCCACGGCAGACUGAUCUGCUCAGUUUGGCUCGGGAAGAAAAAUCCUCAGCCGACAAAAAAAAAAAAAAAAACAUCUCUUUGUUACCUUUUUGUUCUUUUUUUAUUGAUUAGUUGUGUUACUUUCUUCUGAUACCCCGUCUCUGUACACAUAAACACACACACAGCCCACGUGUGUUUGUGUGUACAGACACGUGAGCAACCCCCCUUUUACAGCUUAAUCAUCAUGCCAAAGACUCAACUGCACCUCCCGCCCCCUCCCUCCCCCCGACUAGAUGGUUCCCAAAUUAUUCACUGAGCUUCCUGUGCCUGUCUUCAUCGCGGGUUGAAAACCCACAAACGCUCGAUGGAUACUGGAAUACAAAUCGCACUCGGGAUGAAUCUGAGGAACCCCUGCAGCCCCCCCCCCCCCCCCCCCGUUUGUGUAAAACCCGCCAUUUAACAAAAAGAAAACACAAAUCGGACUGAACCUGCACGCCUCCGACGACGACAACUGGAUGACGCUGAGGAGCCGUUUAUCGAUACGAGGACUAACACUUUGAAGAAUUCAGUAACGGUAGUCUGGCUUAUGUAGACACUUAGCUUUACAUUGUGCUUUCAGCGACUGGCAAGGAGGACCUGGAGAAAAAAAAGUGAAUAAAAAAAAAGAUUUGAGACUGAACAAUUGCCCACACAUUUGUUCCUUUCGGUCGGGUUUUGUAUCGACAGCGACGACGCUGGUUGUUGAAACAAUGAUCACGAGCUCCGUUGGUUUCCCAUUCUGCUCCGUGCUGUAAAAUACAAUAACACAGUUUGCUUUCCAAAAUUUUGACGCCAAGUGUCUUUUUGCAGUUCACGUUUCGAUAGCCAAUAUCAGCAGUUAAUAUUAUGUUAUUCAAAGGAAUAUCGAUGUGUUUAUUGUAUUUUUUUUUCUUUUUUUUUUUUUUCUGGACAAAUAAUAAAAAGACGCAUAUAGGGUUUUAGUUGGGGUUUUAUUUCUGUUUGGUUUUCAGGCAUUCAUAAUGGCUUAAUUCUUCUCGAUCCUAUUUUGUAAACUAUGAUAUGUAACUUUAACAUUGAACAAAAAGUUUAUUAUUUAAUAAUAAUAAUAAUGUAUGUAUUAGCAGUAGAAUGUCGUAACCUGUACCUGGGGUCUUUUUUAUAGAUGUAUAUACAAUGACAGGUUUCAACCAUUAAAUGUGACCAUUUCACAAUGAAUUAUGA